UCAAAUUUGACAACGUUUGACGAUUUCGCGUUGUGGUUCGUUCGAUGUGUUAAAAUUAUUUAUCACAUCCUAAUGUUCAAUAAAUCUGUUCAUUUGUAGCCGGCCUUCUAAAAGUAGCAAUGGCUAAUCACUAUGAAGUGCCUAAUUGGGCUGGAAAGCCACCGACAGGACUGCACUUGGACGUGUUAAAAGGGGAUAAAUUAAUACAAAAACUGAUGAUUGAUGAGAAGAAGUGUUAUUUGUUUGGUAGAAACCCUCAAAUGAAUGAUUUUUGUAUUGACCAUGCCAGUUGUUCGAGGGUUCAUGCCGCGUUUGUUUACCACAAACAUUUAAACAGAGCUUUCUUGGUUGACUUAGGCAGCACUCAUGGAACAUUUAUUGGACAAAUGCGCUUGGAGGCUAACAAGCCGACACAGCUGCCUAUUGAUUCCAAUUUCCACUUUGGAGCUUCAACAAGAAAUUACAUCAUAAGAGAACGUCCAACUGGCAACUCCAGAGGUAUAAUGGAGGACUUGCCCAACACAGAACAAGAAGGUGCCUUACUCGGUCUGCCUGAAACACAAACUGAAUUAGAUAAUCUAACAGAAUUUAACACAGCACACAACAGAAGAAUAUCCAUGCUGGGUAUAUCCACAGAUGAUGGCAGCGAUGUUAUGAAGCCCCCAACUGGCACAAAAAGAUCAGCGUCAAUGCCGGGCGGUAUCGCCAAGAAACAGAAACGCAACGUCUCCUUCAACGAAGAGGUAGACAUCAUCAACCCUGAGGACAUUGACCCCACUAUCGGCCGGUUCAGGAACUUGGUCAAGUCUACGAUAGUGCCGAAUCCCAAUAGUGCACCAAGGAAAUUGAAACUGCAAAAUUCCGAAGAUAGUCAACACCACCACUCACUAAGGCUGCAGGAGAUAUCAAGAGGCAACAAUUUGUACUCCGACCUGCCUGCACCCAGCUCACACUUAAGUCUCAUUGGAGCUAGAUUGGGGCUGUCGCUACCAAACCCCGCGCCCGACGUGGAGCUCGAAGGUCCGGAGCCACACCUCAACAUCCAUCCACCUCUACCGCAUACAGCUCCCGAAGAAGCGGGUCCAUCAAGCGAGCCUCGCAAGAAGAAGUACGCCAAAGAAGCAUGGCCGGGUAGAAAACCCGGUCUUAUUCCCGGCGUAUGAGACUUACACUAAGCGUCUUGCCCCACUGGUGGCCACUUGGUCAGGUUUGGUUCAUUACCUUCUAGAAUAUCAAAUCAUUUAGAAGAAAGAAGUUUAUAAGCCAAUAUUCUUCUGCCAAUACGGUAGUUUCCAACUAGUCAAAUUCAAUACUUUUAUACAAAUGUCAAAAACGAUACUUUUCUUUGAAAUUAGUAUAAAAAACUGAGUUAUGACGUCGUAGUAUUUUUGCGUCAAAUAGCUUACUUAUUACUUAAUAAUUAGCUAAAAAAUAUCUAAAACUUAGUGUAUCGAUCGAUCGAUGAAAAAAAGUAUAGUUAAUUUUCAAUAUUUUAUUGCAUUGAAACGUCGAAUUAAUUUAUUUAUUUUGAUGUUUCAUAUCUAAACUUUUUAUAUCAAAUCUGAUAUUAUUAUUUAGUUGGCUUAUAUACUUUUUUCAACGCCACCAGUGAGAUAUGACACUUAUUACGUUUGUAGUAACGUAGGUAAUGCAGUGUUUCCUAUUGUCUGAUCGUCAAUAUACAAAAUGCAAUAGAAAGGUUUAUUAGUCAUACAGCACGACAAUUCUCAGUUAUAAGCUUUCUUCCUAAUUUAGAAAAUAAAAUUAAAUAAUUAUUUAUUCAAUAUAAACUUAUAUAAAAAAAGGUCUAAUGAGCACUAAAAAGUACAAGACAGUUUUUAUUAUUUUUAUUUCAUAUGGCUACACCUUUCUGUUACACUUUGUAUAAAAAGUACAGUCGACGCCAAAAGCAUGUUGAGUAUUUAAAAAAAAUUGCCAAAAAUAUAAUUUGGUGUUGGAAUUAGAUUGCUUAUGCUUGUCUAUUAUAAUGUCAUUUGUAAAAUAUGUAGAAAAAUAUAUUUAGCGCAACGAUGAUGUCAAUUAAACUUGUUAUUAUUAGAUGAAAUUGAAAUCCAAAUAGUUCGCUAGUACAAAAUUUGUUGACGUGAUGUUGGACGGGUCUAACUAGUUUUCAUCAGUAUAUGAAGUGAGAUAUUUUUACAAAUCGACACCUCCUAAGUAGAACUAAGUAACUGACAAAUGCAAAUUUUAUAGGACAGCGAGUUGAAGAUUUCAUUUUUUUUAAAUCGCCAUAGCUAAGCCCCUAUAUGGAAUUAAAGUAUAAUAUUUGGUGAGCGGGUUUAAAAUUAAGUGAAAUUUAUAAUUAAGAGUAUAUUUUGUUUCUAUAUCUUCAAGUUUUUGUUUUAUCACACAUGCAUACUUUUACUGCGUUGUAAAAAACAAUCAAAAUAUGCUAACUGGCACAUACAUAUUUCUUCAUUGGAAUAUUCAGGUACCUUAUUGCUUUAACUGCCAGAUACGGACUUAUAAUUGGUAAAGUCAAUAGAAAUAUCCUGUGUAACUGAUACUUACAUAUUUUACCGCCGUAAUUAUGUUAUUAUGCAUACAAGUGUAACUGAAUUCCAAACUUGUAAAAACAUCAUUUGUGUUUUGGUAUUUUGAAAUAAAAGCAGUGGAUAUAUUUGUAUUAUCUUAAUGUUUAUUUUCAAAACACAAAAAUAAAAAUUUCAACCGUUUCACGUGUCAAAAAGUAACAUUUUUAUUAAUUAUAUGUUGCAUGUUUAUAACACCGAAGAUCUAAUGUAACAUUAAUUAAAAAUUAAUGGCAUCUACCUACCUACUGGUAAUCAGACUUUUCUCUUUUGUUUUAUUAGGUAUAAGUUCUUACUGAACUGGAAAUCACUUAUAAAAAAUAUUCAUAAACUUUAUAAAAAUUGCCUUAAAGGCAUUCGUAAAAAUUUCGUAAAAAGUAUGGGGUUUGUCUCAAAAUAAAUUCUCAAAAUAACGUAAUGUUAAUUCUAAAUAGAAUGAGUAUAAAAUUAUUACUUAACAAUUACCUAUAUAAAUCAGUCGUUUCAUAAAGCUAUUUGGACAUUCUUGUACUGAGAUCAAAUUUAAUAUUAUAUUACUGAACUAUCAUUGUUUACUUAUAAUAAUUUUAACAAGGUUUUAUUCUAUAUUGUGCUUAUUGAGUAAUAAAAUUGCACGUUUUAAUUUAUCAUUUUAGACUUAUGACCACAACAGUCAUCAACUAAUCAGUAAAGAGAUCACAAGAUGACUCUUCAUUCCUCUUCUUCGUCUUCUUCAUCUUCAUUGUCAUGCUGGUUGUCAUUGCUGCCCUCUAUCAAACUCAUGUAAAAGUCAUGAUAAACAGAUGGUAUAAUAUUAUUUCGGCAUAAGUACUUCAAAUCCUGAAGUUUAGCCUCGGGUAUUGGUAAUUUCCCCUCGUAAGCUUGGGUCAAUGUUCUUGCUAGAGGGGCUGGAAGUGGACUGUUGUCUAAUCUUAUGCGGUUCCUUGAUCUGGUUUUGGGAGUCUCUAGUGCAUUAUUUACAAUAAUGCAUUUGAACUCAUGGUCACAAAAAUCUGUUUUAUAUUGUAUCCUGUCAGAGAAUUGAGGCCAUAUUUCUAACUGUCUUAGUUGAGACCAGAAAACUCGUUCUCUGUUUGUAUUUAUAGUCCAGUUGCAUCCAGGGAGCAGUGCUUUGAAAUUCAUAAAAUUUGAAGUAGUCAUUUCCUGGACUAAGUAAGGGUUUCCAUCUUGUUUGGCCCACCUUAUGAGGGCAUACCAUUGCUCGGGGGUGUACACCAUUUUAUUCUUGGCAGUUCUCUCGAUAAGGGCGUGUACACUAUCACCCUCAUUUUGUGUGUGGCCUUUCUCAAAAUAUUUAUGAGUUAUAGUGACUUCAAAAUCUUUUGCAGCUCUUAAAUAGGCUGCAAAAACGAUACGAUUGCGGUUUUGUCCCCCGCAAUUGUCGGACCAAAAGUUGAAUGUUUUUAUGCCUUUUUGGUAAUGUUCUUUCAUAUAAUCAUAUAAACAGCUACUCACCUCGUUUGCUCCUCGGCUUGCAGUGCUUUCAUCCCAAACAUAGCACUUGGCAACUUUGCUUCCCAUUUCGUAUAUUGUAAAAUUGAAUACAGUUAGCUUUCUCUUAUAAUAAAGAAUACUAGUUUCUCCACAGGGCAUUCCAUGCACUUUUUGAAAAUCAUAUACCGCUGUGAGUACUUCUUUUGAUUUCAUAGUGCUUUCUUUAUCUUUGUUCUUUAGCUCUCGCGCUAUAGUCUUGUUUCUCAUGUGGGUAUUGUAUGUGUUAAGCUGCUCUUCAGUCACAGGACGUGGUAAGUUUUUAUACACUUGACAAACAUCACACUGAUCUUUUUUGGGGACAUGGAACCCCAAAUUUAUAUUCUUAUUGACAAUGUCUCGGUAUUGUCUUGCUGUUUUAACUUUACUUUGAUUUUUAGGAUCAUUCCAAUCUUUAUACAGCAGAAACAUUCGAGCAAAUGUAAGAGAUCCAUCUAAGUAUACUUUAUUCGUACGUUUUCGAACAUAAUGCGAUUCCACAGGUGCAAAGCUGUUCACAUGAUCACAAACACUUGCAAUCAUCUCUUCAGUAAUUUUCUUAGUAUGUCUAUGGAUACCUCUUUUAUCGUGGACAACAGUGCCUUGCAAUGAAAGCUUUUUCAAAGCAGAAUAUACCAGGCCUUGUUUGAUCCCAAAAGUGUUCAAAAACAUGGUUUUACAGACCUGUAUCUUCGUUAUCUGUGGCUUUGGAGACACUGAAUCAGUCUCAUGUACCUCAUGAUCUAUUUUUGUUGGUAAAUAAUAGCGCAAAGUAAAUUCUCUUCUAGAGGCAGUUUCAGUAGUAACUCUACGUUUUGGAAUUUUAUCACAGUACUUAUUGAUAAAAUCCCAAUGACGAACUAUAUCUCCCAUUGACCAAAAUGCCACAAAAAGCAAAUCUCUGUCAACAUUAGUGAUUUUUUGUGAACAUUUAAACUUACAUUUCUCUCCACAACAUGGCCCCAUCUCUUUCUUUUUCCUCAUUUUACCAUUCCUACUUUUGUACGCAUUUCCUAAAUUUUUAUUUUUCUUCCGCAUAACAUCCAACCAUUGGUCUUGAUGGACCAUUCGUAAUCUACCUUUAUCUUUUUUUCUUGUGGAUAGCCUGCGCCUCGGUGAUGGUUCAAUGUCAGAAAGAGCGUUGUCUGUAAUCGGGGUUUGUAUUGGCAUAGGUGAGCUAACUGGCAUGACAACGUUUGGCGUAGGAGCUGGUGAUAUAUCACAAUCUAACUGAGCAAUUGCUUGAGCUAUGACUGACGAGAAAUUUGGCGACUCAAUAGAAAUAUCAUUUCGAAUACCUGAACUGACCAUGCUCAUCAUGGGUGAUUGGGGCGUUAUAGUUGCCAAUAUGGGGUCAUGAGAGUUACUUGGCAAAAUCACUGAAGCUGUAUGUGUGACGGUUGGGGCAUGUGUUCUGGUACAUUCUGAGGGUUUAAUAUGGUUUUGUGCAGCACUUGUUUCUUCGUCACUAUUUUCUAUAAAUUCCGUCAUUUGUUGCAAGUCUUCAUUAGUGAAAUAUUUUGAGAAGUGUACUGGAGUAUCUGAAACAAUCAAACCACAAUAAAACACUCGAUUUUCUACAAUAAUCAACAUCAUUUCAUAAAAGUAAAACUAUGUAAGUAUACAGAUAGGUAUUAAUAAUCAAGUUAAAAUCCAAUGUAAAACAAUAUAUGUGUUAGUUAACUGAUUUCAUUUUAAACACAUUCCGUAGAAUAAGUAGGUAAGUGCCUAGAUACAUUUUUCAAUCAAACUAAAUUCCGACGUAAAAAUGUGUAACUGCGUAGUUACAUACUUUUGCAUCGGGAAUGAAUAAAUUGCAGUAAUGUCGUCAUGGCGAUAGUUUUUCAUUCUAAGACGUGUUCAAAUAUUUACAGUAUAGGUAGAAAUCUCAAUUUAUGGGUGCACUUAAAAUAUAUAGUUUAAUAAUUAUAAAAUAUUUAGUUAAUAUUACUUACCUUGCCUUGAUGGCGAGUCUAUCUGGUCUGAUGUUACGCUUAUUAUUUGGUCCACAGCAUUUUUUUGGCUUUUAAUUGCAUCUUCCCUUAAUGUAGUUAAAAAUUUAUAACGUUCACUCGACAUGGUAAGAAACAACGCAACACUCGCGCGCACAACUCGCUGCCCGCCGGAGAACUGAGUGACCGGCAGUUACCCGCACCGCGCGCCCUUUUCCCCCCGCGUCAAAGUAUGUAACUGGAACUUAUACGGUUGUACGCUGUGUUUAUUUGUCACCAUAUGCAGAUAAACAAUUAUACGUUUGAGAAAAAAGUAUGUUGGGGUAGUUGAAAAAAUAAAAUAAAAAUAUAUGUGGUAAAUAUAGGUAUGUAGAUGCCAAAAAUGCAAUAAAAACUGUUUCGUGUAUCUGGCAGAUACAUACGUAUACUUAGCGGGUGUCGAAAUAGUAAAUAUCUAGUACCUUUUUGAAAAUCAAAUGACUACUCCUGCCUUGGGUGAAGCAGUGGCAUACUCACUAAAAGCCACUCCAUUCCGAUUUUUGACUUAAAAACGACUUUACAACUAGUCAAAUUCAAUACUUUUAUCCAAAUGUCAAAAACGAUACUUAUCUUUGAAAUUUGUAUGAAAAAGUGAGUCAUGACGACAUAGUAUUUUGGCGGCAAAUAGCUUACCUAUUUCUUAAUAAUUAGCCAAAAAUAUCUAAAACUUAGUGUAUCGAUCGAUCGAUGAAUAAAAGUACAGUUAUUUUUAAACAUUUUAUUGUAUUAAACGUCGAAUUAAUUUAUUUUUGACCUAGGAAACUACCAAUUCCUGAUACCUACUUAUCAUAUAAGUCAUUUCUCUGCGAUCAUGUCAAAAUCUCAUCAUUUAAUGGCAG
This is a messenger RNA of Spodoptera exigua (beet armyworm), 6852 nucleotides long. Lineage: Eukaryota; Metazoa; Arthropoda; Insecta; Lepidoptera; Noctuidae. The record is from the annotation of a GenBank genome assembly.